This is a messenger RNA of Dermochelys coriacea (leatherback sea turtle), 5339 nucleotides long. Its product is annotated as hypermethylated in cancer 1 protein-like. The record is from RefSeq and is a predicted model, not a curated record. Gene Ontology annotation, cellular component: nucleus. Bases 312 to 2279 code for a protein of 655 amino acids. The transcript is spliced from 2 exons. Gene Ontology annotation, molecular function: protein binding; RNA polymerase II cis-regulatory region sequence-specific DNA binding; DNA-binding transcription factor activity, RNA polymerase II-specific. Gene Ontology annotation, biological process: regulation of transcription by RNA polymerase II. Lineage: Eukaryota; Metazoa; Chordata; Testudines; Dermochelyidae.
GCGGAGGGGAGGAGGAAAUCAGCUGCUGUCCCUUUAACAGGCGCUGGCGCUGAGCGGAGUUCAGGCCGGGGUCAGGGGGAGUUCGCAGCCCGGGCUUUACCUUUGCGCCUAGCCGUGCGCCGGCGGCACACGCUGCCUCCCGCGCCGCGCCCCGGAGCGGCCGCCGGGCCUGGCACGCAGGGCGCAGCGACCGCCGAGGGAGGCAGCGCCUUGGCAGCGAAGUCCGUGGAGCUGGCAUGGGCCGGAGGCGCCGGCUGGCGGCGGGCAGCGCACGCCGGGGACCCAGGGGCUGAGGCGGCCGCUCAGGGGAUAUGAGAGUCCGCAGAGACCUCGGCUGGCUGGCGGAAGCGACGGAGCCCCCAGGUGGCGGGGGCAGCCCCACGCUGGAGGCCAUGGAGGUGCCGAGCCACUCGAGGCAGCUGCUCCUGCAGCUUAACACGCAGCGGGCCAAGGGCUUCCUGUGCGAUGUGAUCAUCGUGGUGCAGAACGCGCUGUUCCGCGCGCACAAGAACAUCCUGGCGGCCAGCAGCGUCUACCUGAAGUCGCUGGUGGUGCACGACAACCUGCUCAACCUGGACCACGAGAUGGUGAGCCCGGGCGUCUUCCGCCUGGUGCUGGACUUCAUCUACACCGGCCGCCUGGGCGAGGGCGAGCCCGGCGAGCCGGGCCUGGGGGCCGUGCUGGCCGCCGCCAGCUACCUGCAGGUGCCGGCCUUGGUGGCUCUGUGCAAGAAGAAGCUGAAGCGGUCGGGCAAGUACUGCCACCUGCGAGGCAGCUACAGCCCCUACAGCAAGGUGGCCAGGGGGCUGCGGGCCGCCCCUGUCAUCCAGGCCUGCUACUCGGGUGCCCCCCGGCCUGUGGACAUGCAGCCUGGCGAGCCCCUCAACCCACUCAGCACCCAGUGUGGGGAGCUCUAUGCCUCCACCGCCCAGGGCACCACCCUGCACCAGCCUGGCCUGUGCCCACCCGAGAGGCACUGCUCUCCGCCCUGUGGCCUGGACCUCUCCAAAAAGAGCCCCACCAGCCCUUCCUCCCAGCUGCUGCCCACAGACAGACUUCACCCGGGGGAAAGCAGGGAGCCCUUGCUGCCCCCGGGGCACGACAGCCCGCCGGGCAGCGCUUCUCUGCUGGCCAACCACAGCUCCGCCUACAAAGACCCCCCCCAGGUGGGUGAAGGCGUGAUCCACCCCGCAGAGCGCUUCCGUGGCAGCCCGCCCUGUGCCGAGCCCCCUGCCCGGGCCGAGGGCCACGACUUCCUGUACCGCUGGAUGAAGCACGAGCGCCUGGGCAGCUACCUGGAGGAGUGUGAGGUGGAGAAAGAGCCUGAGCGGGAGGAGAAGGCCGAGUCGCCCCUGCAGUCCCGCUAUCCCAGCAUCGAGAGCAACGAGCUGGAGAACGACAACAGCACCAGCGAGGACACGGGCAGCAGCGAGGGCCCAUCUCCCGGGGGCACCCUGGGCCCCUACUGCAACCACCUGGCCUACGAGCCCGAGAGCCUGGGGGACAACCUGUACGUGUGCAUCCCCUGUGGCAAGGGCUUCCCCAGCUCGGAGCAGCUCAACGCCCAUGUGGAGGCCCACACCGAGGAGGAGCUGUACCACAAGGCGGCCUCGGAGCAGGCCGGCCCCUUCCUGGACAAAGGUGGCCAGAGCCUGGGCGACAUCAUCCGGCCCUACCGCUGCUCCUCCUGCGACAAGGCCUACAAGGACCCGGCCACGCUGCGGCAGCACGAGAAGACGCACUGGCUCACGCGGCCCUACCCCUGCACCAUCUGCGGCAAGAAGUUCACGCAGCGCGGCACCAUGACACGGCACAUGCGCAGCCACCUGGGCCUCAAGCCCUUCGCUUGUGAUGCCUGUGGCAUGCGCUUCACCCGGCAGUACCGGCUCACCGAGCACAUGCGCAUCCACUCGGGCGAGAAGCCCUACGAGUGCCAGGUCUGCGGCGGCAAGUUUGCCCAACAGCGCAACCUCAUCAGCCACAUGAAGAUGCACGCGGCCGGGCCUGACGGCAAGUCCAAGCUGGACUUCCCUGAGAGCGUCUUCGCCAUGGCGCGGCUCACGGCCGACCAGCUGGGCCUUAAGCAGGAGAAGGCGGCUGAGCUGCUCUCGCACACCUCGCACUUCCUCAGUGACCCCAAGGGCCUGGAGAGCCUGUACCCCCUGGCCCGAUUCACAGCCGAGCACCUGGGGCUGAGCCAGGAGAAGGCGGCCGAGAUGCUGGGUCCAGGCCCACUGCUGCACGGCGACCGGACCAUAGAGCGCUAUUCGCCCACCUAAUGGGGGGGACCGAAGACCCACUGCAGCUAGAGCCAAAGAGGCCACGUGGCCACAGGGUCUCCCAGAGACCAUGGUUCCCUCCCGAGAUGGACACUCUGUAGCAUUUGGGGAGUGGGAACUUUUCCCUGAAAAUGUGCAGUGAUGGAGAUCUUCCUCCUCACCCCGCUUCAUGGGGACAGACCAGACCCACUAAAGAGCAGGGGGAGUCCAAGCCUCACGCAGAGGGUCCCACACGAGUUGUGCUGUUGCAGCGCUGGGGGCAAUAUGCUGUAGGGUUGGGGCUGUUUUUUACAGCUGGGUGAUGGCUUGGUGCGAAAAGUAGGGUGAUGGGGUGGGGCUGUGAUCAACCCUACUUACUGGCCCACAACUUCCAUCCCUUCCUGCGUUCUGUGGUAGCUGCUCCCUGGAAGGCUGCCAGGAGCAGUGCCCAGAUACGAUGCAGCUGGUACCGUGCCUCUGCCUUACCUGGACAGCCACCAAGUGCCCAGCAGGGGCUGGUGCCUCCCUGCACAAGGACUUUUCCAUUAAGGAAAAUGUGAACCUGCCUCCUACCUCAGGAGCCAGUUGCUCCCCCCACUGGGACGGGGCCAUGGCCGUCCCCUUGCACCCUUCCUGCUGCAGACGGGCCCAGUACGAGCACAAUAACCCAGCUUUGUGUCCACUGCAUAAAUAUUCCUGGCCUGUGCUUGCCCCGUGCCUGCCCCAAGCCCUAGGGUGCCUCUGCUCAGGCCCCCUUUGAGCCCAGCUUCCCAGUGGGGCCAGGCCUGGAGGAGUCAGGGGCUCUGUGAGGGACACAGAUGUUUGCCGUUGAAAUAACUGCAGUUCUGCUUUGUGCCUCAAUGAACAGUGGCUUUCACAGCUGCCUUCAGCCGGGCCCCCCCGGCUUUGCUCACCAGCCUGAACUCUGGCUCGAGAGCAUGGCCCAGCCUACUGUAAAAGCACAUGGACCCCUCAAUUGUCCAGGGCUGUGGUCCAUUGGGCACAGUCAGUGCCUGCUGCAGGGAAUGGAGCCUGUCCUGCCUGGCUCGUCCCUUGAUAGGAUGGGCGGGGUUCAGGAACAGGUCUUACCCAGAGUGGCCUUGUCUCAGGAGCUGGGCACUGUGCUUGUGGAGCAGCAGAAUUUCAGCUGCAGCCCCACUCAGGCGGGAGCUGCCCAAUCCCUGCUGUGUGUAAUGGGAGCAACCAAAGGGUUUGAUCUUCCAAGGCCUCUGCAGGCAUCUCUGCUCUGGUCCUGCAAACCCUGCCCAGAGCCUGGGCCUGGCACGUGCCGCUUGCUGCAGAGCCCUGGAGGUUGGGGCAGCUCCUCUCCCAGCUCUGACUGCAGCUGGGCCUGGCUGGGGGAUGGGGCGGGAGAAUGACCCACUAGUUACCUCCCCCGCCCGCCUCUGAGCCCUCCUAGCUCAAAGCUCCUGCUGCCGGGCCUGGCUCCCAAAGAUCCUCCUGGACCCCAACUAGCUGAGCAGAAACCAAAGCAACCACCCGAGGAGGAGACCCAGCCCCUGCACCCUCGCUGUACUCAGGGAUGUCCCAGUGUCCUGCCUGACCCUGGCCAGGCCCAGCUGCCUCCAAGGAGAAUUCCUGCCCUAGGCGAUUCCAGGGUUCCCCCCACCCUUCCCUGGCCACAUGCAUCUGGGGCCUGGCUGGCCAUAGAGUGAGCCACUGGGAUGCAUCUCUCCCUGCCCCCCAAGUCUCUACUCUCUGGGAUCACGAGUGGGAACCAUGAUGCUGGGGGUGUGAAUGCUGCUGUUUCUCUGGGGGUAUCUGCUGGGAGGUGGGCUGGAAGCAUGAGGCCAUGGGAGUAGUUUGUUAAAACCCUGCUUGGGCUUUUCUAGGGGUGGGCUCCCUUCCUCGGUUGCAGGGGGAGAGCUGCCCCCUCCCAGGGCUGGCGCCCAGAGCAUGCAGGCAGAGGAGUGAAGCCAGGCUGUCAGUGUGGGGCAGGGGGCCAGGCUGCUCUCCCCUCGCUGUGCUCCUUGUACCAAAGGGCUGUGUCCCUGGGAAGACGCCCCAACCCAUCCCCCAGCAGCUCUGGUGGGAGGCCCUCUCUCCUCUGCUCCCCAGAGGCUCAGUCCUGGGCCAGGAGCUUGUGACAAAGACAAAAUGGCUCAGGCUCCUGCCUUGCUGGGCACCCGUGGGCAGCAGGACUCCACCAUGUCCAGGCCAGGGUGGGUCUGAGAGCUUUAUGCUGAAGCCCGUGGUGGGCAGUGCAGGGGCCAAUGACACUGGGGGGGGGGGAGCGGUUAGGUCUCUGCCCUGCUGGCCAAAGGAGACAGGUGCUGCAGGGCUGCACGCAGGUGCCCCCUCCCCCCACGAUAGCACCCUGAGUUUGACCCUCGGGGCCCAGUGGGCUGCACUGAGGUGGCAGAUCCUCCCCACACUCCUGGGUUAAUGGGGCACAAGAUCCAGGUACUGCCAAGCCUGGAGCCCUGCCUGGGGCCUUCCUUGCUCUGUCCAGGCAGAGCCACCAAAGCUGUAGGGGUUGGGGAGGGCCCUGCCCUGAGCGACCCAAGGCUAGGUCCCAUCCCACCCCCAUCUGGCCUGUGGGAUAAUGUGAAGCUCUUUUCCCUGCCUUUGUCUUUUCUCCUUUGCACACGAGGCAGAGGGGGCCACCCCACGGUGACUGCUCCUGGCCUCCAACCAACUGUGCCUUUAGCCUGAACGGCUGCUCCUCCAAGGGGGCUUGGGUGCAAAUGCUCCCAGUGUCAAAUGUCCAUGCCGCCCGGCUCAGGGGCCUCUGGCUAGCAGUGACUCAAGGCACUGACCCUGCCUCCCCUUUCCAGCUGUGAAGGAACUUGGGCUCCCCCGGGAACUACGGGCUUGGCUAGGGCCAGGAAUCCCAGGCCAGAGUCUGACACAGGCUGCCCUGCACCCUUGCAGCUAUCAGGGACAAAGCUGCAGAAGCUGCGACCAAAACGAGGGGCGGAGGGGACGUAUCCAGUGUGUGGAUCCAGGUCUCCCUCCCCCCUCCCCAUUUGUAUAUUCUUCUGAUUUGUACACGGGCGUUUUGUCCCAUCCUUUUCUAUACUCAAAACCAAAUGAGCAAUAAAGUGACAUUAAACCUGA